CACAACCCGGCAAAAGGUGGCUAUCAUCAUCUCUGCUCUCCGGAUGCAAUCGAGGUACCUCGUAUUUCCAACAUGUUAGAAGACUAUCAGCACUGCUCAGAUAAAGCAUUGAAGCAAUUCUCUGAGAACGUGGGACUACGAGGGCCAAUUUUCCGAGCCAAUGUUCUAGUGGUGUUUAGUGGCAUGUUGAUGGGGUUCAUGGUUGGGAUAGGCGCCUACGGCCGUCGCUACCGGCACAUUCCAUGGAUCCGUUUGCUCUUCCUAGGUGCCACCACAUUGUUUCUGCCCAUUGUCUCUUAUAUUGUCUCUUCCAGUGGUUUAGGCAUUACCCAGUCGACCAAAAUGACCUUUCUGAAGUCUAAUCUCAUAGUAGGGAGAUGUAAUGCAAAAUUGCAUGUCGUCUUGGUCCUUGCAUGGACGGCACUUGGUCUGAAUAUUGGUAUAAGUACCACUGCAUUGGUUGCCGCCGAUGCUAGAGAAGGUCGAAGUAUUCCUCCCGAUAUGGCACUACUUAUUCAAGCAAUGUGGACUGCUUACCUAGCAAUAAGCACAGCCUGGGCAAUUGAGCCCACAGAUAAUAGAAUCAGAUUAUUGCUUCUUGGACCGUUUGGUGUUUUGUUUUCCAAAUUAGUUCUGAAGUGUUACGCAUGGUACAUAGCCAGACAAUCAUUAGCCUUUGGACGCAAUCCUCGUCUUAUUGUUGGAUACAUGGAGGAGCUGCAGGAUGGAAGCCACCAUGCUGAGCAUAUGCCUCCUCCACUUAUAGUUACUGGAGAGAACACCAUGAAGGUAAAGGAGAAGCCUUGUGGCUACAAAUUAGUGUCAGUGUCCAACAGCAAGGACUUAGUGACCUUUGACAAAGUUUGGCAACUGGAUGAUGCACUUCUGAGAUCAAAAUCACUUCAACUAAAAGAACUAUGCUUUUCGUUCGCAUUAUUUAAACUGCUACGGUGUCGAAUUGCAAGGUACACAAUUAUUGAGGUUGGUUUCGUCGAAGGCAGUAACUUCUUACGUCAAAUUUUGCUUGAGGAUAAUGAUGGCGAAAGAGUUCUUGGGGUGAUUGCACAUGAGCUUUCUUUUCUUCAUGACUAUUAUUAUUCAUCACUUCCAGUUUCAUAUUCAAAGAGUUGGCUGCCAAUCGUGAGCGGAUUCAUUUCAUUGCUAAGCAUCUGUUAUGGUUUAUUUGUCAUAUAUCUCCUGACAACUUCUAUGAUUCGCGAAGUCCCCUGGCUGAGCGAAUCUCGAAAAGGGCAGAUUAAUUGUAUUGUGUACUGCAGCAAAAUUUCUUCUAACACUUCAACUACGAAAUCGUUUGGGACUAUAUACUUUGAUUACAUACCAAUGUAUAUACUUGUUGCACAAGUUAUGCUUGCUGAGGUGCGGGACAUUGCAUCUUACAUCCGCUCUAACUGGAUUAAAGUGGCCUUGACAUGUCAAUAUGUGAAACAUUGUUCCUGGCGUCAAUCUCCUACCAUCCAGAGGUGUGUCCGUUGUGUGCUAUGGAGCAAAGGCAAGUUGAUAAGGAAUUGGGAGGAUAAAAUGGGGCAGUCGUCAGUUUUGGUGCUCCACCCAAGGAAAACGCUAGUGGCUAAUCUCCGGCGUCUCAUUCAUAUGUCAGGCCAAAAUAAGAAGAUACCAAGUGCAGUGAAAUCUGCUAUUGUUGGUGCAUUGAGGAAGUGCUACGAGGGAGGAGAAAUCAAUAGUGAUGUGUCGUCUUUCCAAAGGAUCCUACAUCUGCAAGAAGACGGCAAGAUCAUUUGGACAUUUGGGGAAAGAGGUACAGCCGAAAUCAUGCUUGUGUGUCACAUUGCCACGACUAUCCUUGGAGCAAGGUCACCGCCACAUCAAUCCCCGUCCUACUCUGACCAUAUGUCUGCUGCAAAUCACCUAUCGCAGUACUGCGCCUACUUGGUGGCAUGCUAUCCUGAGCUACUUCCUGAAGAUGAUGAAUGGUGCAAGAGCCUGUACCUGGCCGUCAGUGAAGGCGCCAAGAGUGUACUCAUAGGCAAUGAUUCCAGGGAGUCGUGGAUGUCUGAACUUGAGUACCAGAGGAGGUUGAUUCAUUUACUAAGCGCAGAGCGUAACCAUGAGGUGCUCAAGGAUGGCGCGAUCCUUGCAGAGCAAUUGGCUGAACAAGGGGAGGAUGCAGCUUGGAAGGCCCUCGCUGCGUUUUGGUCGGAGAUGAUCCUGUAUGUCGCUCCGUCGGACAACAUUGAUGGUCAUAUGGAGGCGAUCGCCCGCGGCGGCGAGCUGAUAACCCUCCUCUGGGCUUUGGUCACCCACCUCGGCAUCGUCGAAUGGAUGGUUUGGCUUCUCGAUGAUCACUGGGACAAGCAACACCGGUCGUACGCUAUGGCGGUGGAGCAGCGGGAGCUUGCACCUUUGAAGCUUCGUUCUCACGGGGUCACCCUUGGGUGGAUGCGCUAUGAUGAGCGAUACACACCGUAUGUAAGGGAGACAGGACUUCUCCCUUUCAUUCAUAUGGUCAGACGGUCGACGCCACCCAACAAUGCUCCAGCACUCACCGCGCUUAUUGAUCAUUGGCGGUCGGAGACACAUAGUUUCCAUCUACGGACCGGGGAGAUGACAGUGACGCUCCAGGAUAUUGCUAUGAUCACCGGUCUUCCUAUCGAUGGGAAUCCUUUAUGUAUGAGCACCGAUUCCGAUGGGUGGCGCGCGCAGAUGCAUGCCCUUAUCGGUAUGGUUCCUCCGGAGCCUCCGGAACCAGCAGCAGAAAACAAGAAGAAGGAAAGAGUCGCAGCCGGUGCUACUUUCACGUGGAUUACUAAGCACUUUGGUACUUGCCCACCGGAAGCUGAUGAGGACACGGUCAAGACAUAUGCUCGUGUCUACAUGUGUUGGACGAAGCCUGUUGUAGGUCAUCUGGAGGUAUUGGUGGUUGUUUGCUCGCACUUUCCAUAUGGAGCUGGGAGCAUGAUCCCUCGGUCAUGUACCAAGUUGUACCAGAGCGAGCUUGACGCGAUCACGCCUGAGCAGGUGAUAUGGGAGCCGUAUGGAACAGGAGAUAGUUUUGGUAACCCUUUAGAGUUCAGGCUGAAUCCGAUGUGCACUAGGGAUAGGGAUCUCUGGCGUAUGCGGUGCCCACUCAUAUGCAACUGGGCGGUUGAGCUUCACCUCCCACAUCGAGUGCGCCGUCAGUUUGGUUUGUUCCAGGCACAUCCGCCGGAGUGGGAGGACACAGACAAGUUGCUACACGCGUUGGAUAGGAAAAGGCAGCGGAAGAUUAAGGAUUGGGCCAAGCAUCACAGAAAGUAUGUCGUACAGUUUGCGCUUAGUGUGGAGCAAGCUAGGGCUGGAAAAGGAGUCCAGCUUCGUGAGCACUGCCCUGUAGCGUUCAACAACUAUCUCACAUGGUUUCUUGCAAGUACCCGUGCGGAGGUAUGCAAGCCGGCGUAUGCUGAGGAGAUUUUGGAAGAACCCACUGUUUUUGAUGAGGUAGCCCAACACCAGUACAACGCAUUAGUCAGGAAAGGCAACUCAGUGAUCCCUUCAGCUCCAAUGAUGAACUUUGUGCGUGCCCAGAUCAAGAAAGCAGCUGAUGAGACCGAGAUUAUUCUUGAAACAACCCCGGCUGGCAAAAGCGAUGGAGAAGGUGCACUUCGAGCAUUCAUCAAGCGCCAGGGCCAAAAGUUAAGGCGGCUAUUAAACCUUUUUGGUUGUCGUGACCCCGAGUAUGUAUCACCAGAACGGUCUAGGUCGGCGACACCAUCAGAUCCCGCUUCGGGCCAGAGCCAUGGUGAUCAUUUGGAGGAUGAGGAUGUGGGUGUGGUCACCCAAGGGGUUGUUGAUGAUGAUAUGACCUUGGGGACGUACCAGGCUAGGUCUGCAUACAUGCUAAAGCCUAGGAAGGGAAUCAACAAGUACACACCUGAAGACUUCACCGAAAGAGGCAAAAGGACGGUCGGCACCUCGCGGAUGGCGGCUUUGGAUGACUAUUUGGAUGACGAUGUCAAUGACGUGGAGGAACCAGAGCCGGAGCGGGAGCGUGUUCCUCUUCCUAGGAAGGUGAAGAAGUUAGCCAGCAAGAGGGGGGGGGAGCAGCCAAAAAGCGCUCAAGGAACUAGCUCUUCUUAGGAACCAGCCAUAGUCCUUUAUUUGUGGUAGCUCUAUGUUGAACUUGAUCCUCUUUGUAUGUCUUAGUUAUGUUGAACUUGGAGUUGACGUCUUAGCAAUGUUG
Messenger RNA from Triticum urartu, 4198 nucleotides. NCBI's taxonomy places the organism in Eukaryota, Viridiplantae, Streptophyta, Magnoliopsida, Poales, Poaceae. The record is from RefSeq and is a predicted model, not a curated record.